Molecule: messenger RNA, 2180 nt
Organism: Pocillopora verrucosa
Lineage: Eukaryota; Metazoa; Cnidaria; Anthozoa; Scleractinia; Pocilloporidae
Product: GDP-D-glucose phosphorylase 1-like
Biological process (GO): glucose metabolic process
Cellular component (GO): cytoplasm
Molecular function (GO): GDP-D-glucose phosphorylase activity
Source: RefSeq, a predicted model, not a curated record
CCAAACGGUUACUUCGUUUUGUGCGACACCCGGUUUUGCUCAACAUUCAUGAAUUAGUAAACAAACCAGUUUGGCCUUAGGAACCAGGCAACGUAGCCAAGAAUAUUAUCGAUAUUUGCAUUCGAAUUUAUGAGAAACUACGCGGUGAAACGAAUUGUUGAUGUAGUUAAAAGAAGAGCUGUACUGUGCUGUAGAGCUGUGAAUCCAAACUUUAUGUCUGUAUCAAGUACUCAGGUUUGUUCAUCAGAACAACAAUUCAGUUACACUGAAAAGGACUUCCACUGGCCUUGCCGUAAUCAUAAUUGUGACGAAAUACAAAAUGAGCUGACAAUAAGCAAGUUUGAUGAGGAGCUACAAAAAAGCUGGAAUGCAGCUGUGAAUGCAGGUUAUUUUACCUACAAAUUGGAUCAUACAGAAGGAAGAAUUGCACUUGGAAAAUAUCAUUUGUAUAUCCAGUUAAAUGAGCUGCGAUUCUCAAAACGAAGGAAGCCAGAUCCAAUCAACAAGGUGUCUCAGCCAUUUGAUCCAUCAAAAUUCAACUUCACCAAAGUACAACAGAAAGAGGUGAUGUUUGAACUUAUUCCAAAGCAUAGGAGUGCAGUGACAAGUGAUCAACAUGUUUUGAUAAUAAACAAUAGUCCUAUUGAAUAUGGCCACUCCCUUUUGGUGCCGAGCAUAAAUUCUUGUCUUCCUCAGAUAUUAACUGAAGAGGCACUAUUACUUAGUAUGGAGACGGCCAUGUUGAGUAGUCACAGAGGACUCCGGGUGGGUUUCAACAGCUUGUGCGCAUAUUCAUCCGUGAAUCAUCUACAUUUCCAUAUUUGGUACAGUGAACACCCUUCCUAUCUUGAGACAGUGGAUGUGAUACCUGUCUGUAAAGAUGUGUUUGAAGUUAGAGACUAUGCAACAAAUACGCUUGUCUUUGAGCUGGGACCACAAUCUGAUGUUAGUUUGUUAGCAAGGAAAAUACAUCAAGUAUCGUCAUAUUUCGUGGAAAACGAAGUAGCGCACACCUUCCUUAUUCUACGGGGAAGUAAAUGCAGCCAAAGGACUCAAAAUGGCGAGUUUGUUAAUGGAGAAAACAGCCAUCCUGUGAUCAGAGUCUUCCUUUGGCCUCGAAACCCAGUCAGCGGUAGCCAGGUGAAGAGUUCUUAUGAUGCGGACGAACGACCCACUGCUGCCUUUGAAUUUUCUGGAUUCGUUUCAGUAGAGACGAGAGAGACCUACGAUCUAUUCACUGAAGAACUCUUCUGUAAAUACAUGAAAGGUGCGACGUUACCAGAAGAGGAGUUUACGAGGCACAGAGAGAUAAUACGAGAAUUAUUGAAUAAGUAGACGCGUCUUUUAACCGACGUAGUCAGUUAUAAGACUGCAAUUCUAAUUGCUUGGUUCUUGCAUUUUACAUUUUACAUUUUAGCUAUUCUCUGAUACACCGAAAAUGCUCCAUCAUUAAAACCCCCCCCAAAAAAACAAACAAACAAAAACAAACAAAACAAACAAAAAUUCGAAGUUUGGACAGUUCAGUGUGGCUAUUUGUUGCUCCGUAUUUUUGCCCUGUACUACAGAACACUGUGGCAUAUUUUGUGCGUUCUCAUUACCUUAUUUGGUAAAAUGACGUGGUGAAAUAGUAAAUUUGGUGAUUAAUAGGAUGCCAAGAGUAGCUCCUACACAUUUCUUGGACUUCCGCUUUAAAUCGCAAAACUAGACGCGUCUUUUAACCGACGUAGUCAGUUAUAAGACUGCAAUUCUAAUUGCUUGGUUCUUGCAUUUUACAUUUUACAUUUUAGCUAUUCUCUGAUACACCGAAAAUGCUCCAUCAUUAAACCCCCCCCCAAAAAAAACAAACAAACAAAAACAAACAAAACAAACAAAAAUUCGAAGUUUGGAAAGUUCAGUGUGGCUAUUUGUUCCUCCGUAUUUUUGCCCUGUACUAUAGAACACUGUGGCAUUUUUGUGCGUUCUCAUUACCUUAUUUGAUAAAAUGACGUGGUGAAAUAGUAAAUUUGGUGAUUAAUAGGGUGCCAAGAGUAGCUCCUACACAUUUCUUGGAAUUCCGCUUUAAAUCGCAAAACUAUAAAACUCGUCAAAAAGUUCGAAACUCCGAACAUUACGUCCUUGGUAAAAUUAACAAAGCUACAUGAGCCCGGCUAUAUGAUUAAAUGGAAGUCAUCUUUGUGAAA